AUGAUUAAAAAAAUACAUUUUAUUUGUAUUCACAUUGAAGAAACUCCACCUGCUGUUCAGGCGACACGUCACAAAAAACAAGUGGAUGACAAGAUCAAGGAGAAGAAGGAUGACAUUUGGAUACAUCCCCCAAGUUCCAAACUGUCCUCCCCCCAUCAGUCAGAUGUGGAGACGUCUUCACCUGCAUUGUCUAACAAAGAUGUUGCUGAAUCUGGUUGUCAAGAAGAACCUGACAUCCAAGAAUCAGAGCAAAUCAAGAAGAACAUUGAAGAACAGCAGAAGAUCUGCCCACCAACACGUGAGGAGGAGAUCAUCAUAGAACUGCUGGAGCAAUGCUCCGAGGUUUAUGACUUUUACGGUGACCCAGAAACGUACUUCCUCGAUUGUCAGAUGAAGGAGAUGAUGCUGAAUCAACUGUCUUCCUACAUCACACACAAAAGGACCAUCAUCUCAGAGUGUCUAUACCCAGAGAUUGUGAGCAUGGUCAGUACAGCCGAGGAUUACAAAUUUACUGGUUGUUCGAUGGAGCUUCUGCUCCUCUGCAGAUCGUAUUCUAAGACUGAGGAUGACCUCAAAAUCAAUUAG
This is a messenger RNA of Thalassophryne amazonica, 585 nucleotides long. RefSeq names its product serine/threonine-protein phosphatase 2A 56 kDa regulatory subunit delta isoform-like. Gene Ontology annotation, cellular component: protein phosphatase type 2A complex. The transcript is spliced from 5 exons. Gene Ontology annotation, biological process: signal transduction. Gene Ontology annotation, molecular function: protein phosphatase regulator activity. Bases 1 to 585 code for a protein of 194 amino acids. NCBI's taxonomy places the organism in Eukaryota, Metazoa, Chordata, Actinopteri, Batrachoidiformes, Batrachoididae. The record is from RefSeq and is a predicted model, not a curated record.